CACAAUUUUUAGUAUUUCACAAAAUAAUAAAGAAAAAUACUAAAAAGACAACAAGACAGAAGGCUAAUGAGAAAUCAAUCUAUGUAUGUUUUUGCAAAUAUUCAAAGCUCUUUUGGUUUGUAUACAUUUCAGUGCUUUCUUAAAAUCUAUUAAUUAGUUGAUGAAGACCAAGGUUAGUGGCCUGGCAUUAAUAAGCCUGGAUCUCUGGAUACAUUGUUGCGCCAUAAUAAUCGGGCUAUUGCGCAACAUUUCCAUAUUUCGAUCCUCCAUCAAGGCUCCAAAUUUAAUAUCCUUAUAACAGUAUAUAUAAAGUAUAUAUAUAUAAAGUCCUUUCCGGAUGUCCAGCUUGGAAGGAAUUCCCAAAAGGCUGCCGUAUAAAACGUACAAGAACACAACAGAUGCGGUAACGCUUCCAUAGCCCAGCGUCCCCGGGAGACCGAGCUGAGCCAGGCUCCCCUGUCAUGUGACGAGGGUGGCAACGGAUUCUACUUCCGCUCGUCGCGAGCCUCGCAGUCACAUGCGCCUGCCUGUGUGUUGAGUUUCACUUCCGCGCUCCGUAAUCUCACGCAAACAUCUCGGCCGUUAUGCGCUUCGUUCUCGGACAGGCUUGUAGUAAGUAGCGCAAGAGGACAGCAAACUACACAGUCUUGACAUAUAUAUAGAUAUAUAUAUAUAUACCGCUACGUGCUUAACGCUUCCGGACAAAUUCAGCGGUCCUGUUUCCGUGUGCCGCUGCCAGUUUAUCUCAGCACAGCUGCUCAAAGCUGCAGAAGAAGAGCCUUUAGCGGAGGAAGAGCUUUCAGCGGAGGAAGAGCUUUCAGCGGAGGAAGACUCGGGGCAUCCACGGCCGCUGCUUCCACUCAGAUGUGACAGUAGAGCUGGUCUCUCUCGUCCUCUCGCCAGAAGAAGCCAUGGAGGUACCAAGCAGACCCACCGGAGUGCCGGUGUUAUUGUGGGCCCUGGCUGCUCAGCUGGUGCUCUGUGGGAGUGGGUUGUGUGCCAGUGAUCAUACCAAGAGCUGUAAACUGCUGUUUGAGUCAGAGUCGGAGCGUAGAGUCCUCAGGCGGCUAGAGCCCAUCACCAGAAAGAACUUCACAGUUGAGACAAAGAAUGGCAGUGAGAGCUACACCUAUGUGUUCCAGUUGUGUGGGGAUGCUGGGGGCGUCCAGCAAGCCGGUCUGAUUCAGAUGAGCAGCACGCCAAAGAAAACAACAGUAAUUGGCAUGUACAACGCCACACAGGCCAUUGGAGGGAGUGACUGGGUUAUUCUGAUAUACAGAAAUGGUGAGAGGUAUGAUGCGCACUGUUCGCAGGAGCAGAGAAGGGCCAUUGUGAUGAUCUCUUGCAACACGAAGAUGGACGUAGGCCAGCUGAAUGUGGUUGUGGAGGACCGAGACAGACAGCAGGACUGUUUCUACUUGUUUGAGUUGGACACAAGUGCAGUGUGCCCACAUGUCGAGUACCAGCUCAGCACUGGUUCCAUAAUACUCAUAAUUGGCUUCUGUGUCUUGGCUGUGUACCUCAUUGGAGGGUUCCUCUACCAGCGUUUGGUCGUUGGGGCCAAGGGAAUGGAGCAGUUUCCUAACUAUGCUUUCUGGGUGGAGGUUGGCAAUCUGACAGCGGAUGGGUGUGACUUUGUGUGCCGGUCACGGAAUCGAGAGGAGCCACCGACUUACCGGGGUGUGGUCACAGAACCCUUGGAGGAGGAGCCAGAAGAGCGAGAUGACCACUUGCUCCCUAUGUGACCUGGUUGUGUCAGAAGUGGGGCAGAGCGUUCCACUGUGUGACGCUAUUUACUGUUGCAGAAGCUAGAGGAAGUUGCUGCUAGACACAGGUCUAUGGUCAGUUUUAACCAUUUUUUUGUUUUUCUUUUGACAACAAGACUCAUCCUAGACCUGUGCCUAAAGGCAACUUUUAUUACCUGAUCCGUUUCUCGUUUAGGAGGGCAAGUUAAUCAGAGGACUGGAAGGUCUGUGGUCUUUUUGCCCCAAGCAAUUCAUUCAUUUCAGACAAACGAAUUUAUCAGAGAUUGGAAAGUGAAAGCUGAUCCUCCCGUCAUCCUAGUUUGUGCACUGACACUCGUGAUGUCCACACUGUAUUUGAGCACCUCUGUGUGUGUGUUGAGGUUUAGAGUUUGGCUUAUUAAGGAAAAUGUGAUACCUAAUUAAACUACAGUCCAUGUUCUUUUUCCACUUAGUACUUUUAAUUGCAGGUAAAAUAUUGUGGCUUCUGCAGCCUUUUUGCACAAAUACAAGUCCCGGUUGGAGGUGUACCCUGACAUUUUGUCAUGUAGUUUGUCUGCUUAUCACAACCACGCACACUUAUCACAUUAUAGGGGGGAUGGUUUACUGUAAUCCAUCUCUGAAGGCUAGCGUAUAUCUUUUGCCCCGCCUGGAAACCGAGAGGAAGUAGCGGCUGGUUUGCAGUGACGCUUUCCCAUUAGGUCUGGUGAGGGAAGCGAUCAAGUUAUUUUCGAGAAACUGACGUAAAAAUAUUUACACUUGUUCCAACAGGGCGGCGAGUGUCCAAAGAGAGAAAAACACCCAAAUCCGAAAUCUCAGGAGGGCACAUCGAGUAAUGGCUGUCGUUCACGUUGCUGCACAGUGACGCACAUUGAAGGGCAGUUCAUACAUGAGGGCCGCUCCUCCGCCACACAUUUAUGACCCACUUCAACCGUUACUGAUGCAUUGUGUGCGUGCGUGCACACACGUGUGUGUACGUACUCAUAUUUUCAUAGAAUAAACAGACAAACAUGCCAAAUCACCGGUAACUAUGGCAAACAAUCUGUCUAAAGUAGUAAUUGGUAUUCCUUGUCUGCUCAGCGGAUACUGACCUACCGGGGGCAGGUGGUGCUGCGUGGUGUGGUACCAAUGGGCCUCUGAGCGGAGGCAGGCUGCCACCUGUCCCGGUACAUUAGCUCUUGAGGAAUGUAGAAGUUGGGAGAUGUUUCUGCGUGGCCGUUUUCCGUGGCCUCCUGAAUCGACUGUUGCCUUAUGCCCCUUUUCCACGACACGGCACCGGCCCGACUCGACUUUUUCGUUUUCCGUUACUGAAAGGUACCGGCGCUUCGGUAGCUGUUACCACUUUCCUGGCACCACCUUUGUCGAGGUGCCGAAGAAACUGGAGCGGGUACCAAAGCCCAUGCAGACCAGCCACACUGAGGGGGUGGUGUUAGGGUGGUGGAAAACGACGCUGUGGGUCGGGUCGAGCCGGUACCCUGCAGUGGAAGAGGGCGUUAGCUCUUGAGGAAUGUAGAAGUUGGAGGUGUUUCUGCGUGGCCUCCCGAGGCGACCGCCGCCUCCGGCGUCAGACGUGUCGUCACACCGGGGAGGUCUGUGUGAGGCCUCUGCUGUUGCCGAGGCGACGGUUUGUACGGACACAAAGCGGCACUUCAGCCGUGAGAGGGGAUUCUGUUGUCCGUUGUACAUUUUUCAGUUUGAAUUAUUCUGGUUUCUUCGUUUGUACGCCGACUUGACGUAGUGAGUUGCGUUCCUACCUGCGGGGUUGUCGACAGGAUUUGUAAACGUGCGCGCUGGACGAUUGUGUUGCUUAUCUCGCUUGACUUUUUUCUUACCCCUUGUUUACUGGAGGGUUGAGGGUGGAGGAAACGGUGUGCUUCUGGGUUAAAAGGAGAGCUGUAGAACUAGUGGGAUUCAUUCUUAACGUGUGUCUGAAGUGUGUGGCGGUGCAUGUGUGUGUAGUUUGCGUCCCUGCAUGUGCACACGUUUAGUAGCCUAAUUAGAGAAUGAAAUGCAGGACGUUGUGUUUGGGGGUUUUUUUUACAUGGAAGUGUAGACAACCUGACACGGGCAUCACACAAUUUUACACCCGCAUGCAUAGCUAGGUGUCGGUUUUUACUGGGAUGGCAACUGAAGCCGGGAGUUGAGCUACUCCAGUCUGCCGGAUGAUGCUGCACCCCGGGGACCAGGACUAACGAGUCGACACGGCCCCCGACCGGUGGUGCUCGUUUGCAGGCCGGGAACCUGCGAACCGACGCGUGCGGGGAAUUCGGCCCGACAUCGGUUCACUCCCCCACACGUCCAGCCCGUCUUUCUUCCUGGUCGUCGUCCUGCACCAGCUCUACUGAAGCCACGCCGCUGGGGUAGCUCAGUUAUUACCCGCGGAGGGGCAACGUGAUGGAUGACCAGUGGUGUUUUGUGUUUAGGCUACUUUACGUGCAUGUAACGACGAAAUGCUUUAUAGAAAAGGCAAUAAAAAUGACAUUUGUA
This is a messenger RNA of Lampris incognitus (smalleye Pacific opah), 4229 nucleotides long. It is a transcript of the gene m6pr, whose product is annotated as mannose-6-phosphate receptor (cation dependent). The transcript is spliced from 7 exons. Gene Ontology annotation, cellular component: Golgi apparatus; trans-Golgi network; endosome. Gene Ontology annotation, biological process: protein targeting to lysosome. Gene Ontology annotation, molecular function: protein domain specific binding. The record is from RefSeq and is a predicted model, not a curated record. Bases 912 to 1745 code for a protein of 277 amino acids. NCBI's taxonomy places the organism in Eukaryota, Metazoa, Chordata, Actinopteri, Lampriformes, Lampridae.